Molecule: messenger RNA, 1932 nt
Organism: Striga asiatica
Lineage: Eukaryota; Viridiplantae; Streptophyta; Magnoliopsida; Lamiales; Orobanchaceae
Source: the annotation of a GenBank genome assembly
AUGGCGGCUCUGAGCCUGCUCUGUCACCAUUAUCAUCAUCUCCACCCAUACGUCAUCCCUGCUCCGUACUGUUGCCCUUCUCUCAGACCCUACUUGUUCAUAUUCGCGAAACCACCCCAAAGCCCUACCAAAACCCCCAUCUCCGUCUCCGUUCCGAUUUUCACGAUUUAUCAGCCCAAAAAAUACAGUAAUUGUAGCUACACUGCCUCGACCUUCCCGAGCUUCUAUUCUGAGGCUCAGCAACAAACAGACGACGGCAAUCGCUUAGAAGAAGUGAGAGAAGCCAUCAGAGAGUAUCUGGAACAGCUUGGAGUUUGUGUCAUCAGUGGAGACUGCGCAUUUCUGAUAUUGGACCCCCAUUACACGGGCAACGAAGACCUCAAGAAGAUUGUCAAUGGUGGGUGGUGCGCUUGGAAAAAGGCGGUCGAUGCCAAAGGAAAACAUUUCUUCUUGCACAAUAAGUUCUACAAUCUCCUCCUCCCUCAGAGGCCCAAUAUGUAUGAGACUCAGAUGCUAAGGAAAUUUGCUUUCUGGUUUGUGAGGAGAACUGCUUAUGAACGAGAAGUAACAAAGGUUGUCUUAAAAGCAAUGGGUCAGGUGAGCAAGAUUGUGGUUAUUGCCGAAAUCAUAAAGCCAAAGCUAAUGCGAGACGCGUCCUCCCUCGAAACUCCAAGCUGUUCCAGAUACUCUCUGAUGGCUUCUCUCAAUUCUUCUAAGCGAUUGCCGUCAGUCGAAGCUCGGGAAGGUCGAGGCAGUGUAGCUACAAUUACUGUAUAUUUUGGGCUGAUAAAUCGUGAAAAUCGGAACGGAGACGGAGAUGGGGGUUUUGGUAGGGCUUUGGGGUGGUUUCGCGAAUAUGAACACACAGUUGCUCUGCCGGCUUACAUGGCGGCUCCGAGCCUGCUCUGUCACCAUUAUCAUCAUCUCCACCCAUACGUCAUCCCUGCUUCGUACUGUUGCCCUUCUCUCAGACCCCAACUGUUCAUAUUCGCGAAACCACCCCAAAGCCCUACCAAAACCCCCAUCUCCGUCACCGUUCUGAUUUUCACGAUUUAUCAGCCCAAAAAAUACAGUAAUUGUAGCUACACUGCCUUGACCUUCCCGCGCUUCGAUUCUGAGGAUCAGAAACAAACAGACGACGACAAUCGCUUAGAAGAAGUGAGAGAAGCCAUCAGAGAGUAUCUGGAACAGUUUGGAGUUUCGAGGGAGGACGCGUCUCGCAUUAGCUUUGGCUGCCCCAACGAUUUGAAGAUGCUGAUCGACGGCGUCCAAGACCUUGACGACUGGAACUCGUGGUCUGCCGCCGCAGGGCCCGGUGAUCAAGGGCCUGUACAGUUUAAAAACAGAGUGUAUCAGAUAGCCAAGCAGAAAGGGGACAAAGGUAUUCUCCCUUUCCUGGAGAGCGAAGGACUUCCUCUCUCCUCCGCCACUCGCUUGGCACGUUAUCUCUCUUCUUCCGGCUCCAAUGUGCUACCUCUCCUUGUUCACAAGGUGUUUAACAAUCUGACUGGCUCAUUUUCGGCAUUUUUUUGUUCACUUUUUGUUCUUUUCUCCUUAAAGUGGCUAUUUUCAUGUACAUGUGGUUGCAAAUUUCUGAAUUUUCUGAUUUUCUUUUUCCCUUCGCAAGUUAAGUAUGUGAAGGAAAUUUUGUUUUCUGGUAGUCUUGAUUCUGAAUUUAUUGGGAAAAAUGCUCGGCGUAUGAUGACACACCUCUCCAUUUCUGUCGAUGAGGACGUGCAGCAGACUUUGGCAUUCUUUGAAAAGGUUGAAGCAAGGCGUGGAGGUCUGAAUCUCUUGGGUUCUGAUAACACCUCUUUCCGGUACCUCAUUGAAUCUUUUCCACGUCUUCUUUCUCUUCCAAUAGAAUCGCGUCUAAAGGUAACUGUGAAGGUCUUGGAAGAUAUUGGGGUUCCUAAUGAACGAGUCAGAAAU